Messenger RNA from Bacillus rossius redtenbacheri, 8634 nucleotides. It is a transcript of the gene jing, whose product is annotated as zinc finger protein jing. The transcript has 7 exons. Bases 541 to 3111 code for a protein of 856 amino acids. The record is from RefSeq and is a predicted model, not a curated record. Gene Ontology annotation, biological process: regulation of transcription by RNA polymerase II. Gene Ontology annotation, cellular component: ESC/E(Z) complex. Lineage: Eukaryota; Metazoa; Arthropoda; Insecta; Phasmatodea; Bacillidae.
GUCUCAGCCUCGGUAAUUAGAGAUUAUAGCAAGCAUCGCACUGGGCGAGUUUGAAACCAGCGAGUACAUUCGCAAGAAAGUACAGCCGGGGUGAAAUCUCCCAACGUAGUCGCCCCUUUCAGAUAUCGAACACAGCCCUGAUAUAACUUACCACAGUCUACUCAUUGUAAUGGAAAAUUGCCUGUUAGUUAAGUCUCGCCAUUUUAUUAUUCUUUUUGCCACGUGUGAUUGGUGAAAGUAAUUCCCGUAACAGUUUCGCCUCGUGCUGAUGCACCGUGUGGUUAACGAUGUUGUGCUGAAUCACGCUGUGUGUGUUAUGUUUGCGUCCACGUGCAGUAGAUGUCGCUUACUCCGAGUCCCCCCCCCUACCCACUCCCAUCGCUUGCCACACUACCCUAGUCUUUGGAUCUGCUGACUUGGCAGGCUCGUGUCUGCGAAUUGGUGUCGUGUGACAGGCUUAGGUUCGCAAGAAAUGGAAGUGUCAGCUGUUGAUGUUCGGACGUUGGAGCACCCGUCCACCUACGUGGCUUCGGUCGGGCGAUGCGUUGCCACUCGACGCUGCCGUUGAGUGGUGUGGCAACGCUGAGCUGCAGCGACAGCUCGGCGCUAUCGAGCAGCGGCACCAGUGACAUCACAGAGCCCCGCUCACCCUUCAGCACCACCUCCAACCACUCGUCAGAAUGCAGUGACGACUCGUCCGGAGUCCCCUCCCCGGGCAAGCUCUCGUACCUGACGCCGCCGGUGUGGGACCCGUCGUGUCCGACCCAAUGGCAGCCCGCUGAUGGUUCCCCCCAGUCUUCCAAAAAGAGGACUCACCAGUGGUCUUCCGAGGUUCCUAUAUGCGAGGAGAACGACUCGGACGCGCGGACGUCCCCGUGGAAGCUGACCAAGAGAUGCAGCGCUAAGAGCAUGGCGCCGAACGUGCCUUCGUCGCAAGAAGGCGGGGACCACUGGCCAUGGAGCGGCAAGGAGCUGGAGACAGACGAGGGCCCGCCUUUGCCGCCGCCGCCCCUGGUGGCCCCAUCCACACCGCUCACGCCCGUCACUGCCAACAUCAUCGCGAACGUCCCCCCAAAGUCGCUCAAGCACCAAACUGCCAUCGUCAACCAAAAGACUGCCAUCGCGAAAGAUGUCACCGCCGUGCCCAGUUCCAAAAGAACUCCAGAAGAUGUCACCUCAGUGCCGAACUCCAAGAGACUCCGAGUUGAACAGAAGAGCGGCAAGCAGCUGCUGCCCAGGAACAAGAACAGCAGCAGCUGCAGCAACGCCGGCCCAGCAGUUGCGCGCAAGUUCCCGGAGCAGUGCGUGUCCUAUUCGCGGCGCAACAUUCCUACCGCCCACAAGAAAACCAAGUGUGGCAGCAUCAACAACAGCAACAAUACCACGUGUGUUAAAACAAUUGCUACGGGUGCGAGUAACGCUGGUGACAGGACACAGGACAAAAAUGCAAGUGGUGUUAGGAAAAACGUUUCGACGUCGGAGUUCAGGUGCCCAAGUGUUCAGCCUUUAGGCAAAAAUUGUGCAAGAGAGACCAAGAUGCGGGGGAACGAAGUGAGCGACUUUUUUCCUAGUGCUUCCACGCCACACGCAGCAGCAGCAGAAGAUAAAACGGGAACAAAAAAGGCCUCGCACCAGGCAGCAGAAGCACGCCCUUGGGACAGAUUCGACAUGAGUCCUCGCACCGCUAAAAUUUUUCAGAAGAUAGCGGAGCCGAAGAACGGCAGCUUGCCGACCCUGCCUCACACGAGGAAGGUGUUCUCCAAGUUGCUCCCAGCACCAAAGAACGUCGACUUAAAUAGAAACGGGAUUAAUGUUUCGCCUUCUCAGUCUCGUGCCUCUGAGAAGCUGGAUUUACUGCUCGCUUCACCCUCUUCCGCAAAGCUCACCGUCUUGUUAGCCCCUGUCCCCAAGCACAACAACUCUGUCGCGAAGCUCGCCAAACCAGAAAGUCUUUCAAACUCUGUUGUCUGUAGUAAAAUUUGCAGUAGUUUACUAAAACCACUUGUGCCCAUCGUAGACGUAGGGAAGAACGGGUCUCAGGAUGUCUCCGACGCAUCCCCUAAAGCAAAGGUGGCGUCGGAGAAAGAACCACUCGUAGUUAGUUCCUCACCUUCACCGUCGGAGCGCAGCAGCAGCACCAGCGGCGUGUGCGAAUCGGAAGCUGCAGCAUGCUUGCCUCCGGACGUGGCGGAAUCGAGUCCCGCCACAUCGCUCACUUCCCCCAUACUGUCUGCCCCGCGCACCAUCCGGUUCCCCGCGGCGGACAGAACCGUGAGCUCCUCGUCGGGACACGGCUCCCAGCAGGACCAGCUCGAGGGAGCGGCCUGCAAGUGGUCAGAGUGCAGCGCCUGCUUCGACUCCAGCACCGGACUACUGGAGCACCUGCAGACGAAGCACGUGAACGCGCAGGUGCCGAGCGAGACGUACGUAUGCCUGUGGGUGGGCUGCAAGGUGUACGGCCGCAUGUCGUGCUCCAACACGUGGCUGGAGAGACACGUGCUGAGCCACGGCGGCAACAAGGUGCUGCGGUGCAUCUUCGACGACUGCUCCCAGAGGUUCAGCUCCCAGAUAACCUUGCAGAGGCACGUGAACAGCCACUUCUCGGAGACGGGCGGCGCGUCUGGGGGUAUCGGCGCGCGCCGCAAUGUCGACAGCACCAACAGCAAGCUGUUCCGGCGCAAUGGGAAGAAGCUUCGCUACCGUCGCCAGCCUUGGUCAGCUCGCAUGUUCGACUACUUCGACUGUGGCAUCAUGGAGCGUCUGCAGUUCCAGCUGAUGAAGAUGACACAGACCAGGACUCUUGGCAACGUCGCCGGUGCCCCUGGGAACACCAUGUCGUUCAGAAGUCGGAUCAUGGCUCGGAGGACUGAGAAGGACGGUUCAAAGAAAGUUCUGCUCAGGUGGUUUCCAACAGACAUCCUUGACGACGAGUGGGUGACGGAGCGGGACGCGAGAGCAGUGCAGGACGUGCCCAUAUGCAGUCUGCCGACGAGCGCCACGGACCAGGUCCACACCGCCCUGUUCGGCUCCGACGACCGUGGCACCAACGCCACCCCUCUCGCCGCUCCCGUCCGGAGGCGCGGCCGCAAGCCCGUCAAGUCCGUGUCAUGAUGACCGCGUUCUCUCGAGGAGGGAGGGGGCGGGGCUAGGGUGGGGGGUGCCUCACGUUCUCCGACCUGAGUGUGUUCCGUGAUGCUUCUGUGGGGCUGGUCUUGCUCGGACGGAACCGAAGUCAGUGGUUGCGAGGAGUUUUGCAAGAUCUUUUUGUCGCCCCGACGGUAGGCGCUCGCGUCACGUCGCAAAGUCCCGGUGUCAGUGCGGACCGGCCUACCUGCCAGCCAUGCCAUGCCUUCGGAAAAAAAAUAAUGAAGUUGACGUUAACGUGCUGUGCUUUCGAUGAGAUUUGCGAAUGUGUACACGUGCACGCUUUUUUUUUUUUUUUUUUUUUUAAACUGUGCAUGUGAUUGACACGGUCGCUCACAUGUUACGUGCACGUGGAGUGACGUGUUGACGUGUGUGGGGGAUGCGCACUAGAUUACUGCAUAAAAAAACUCAUGGAUGUAAGCUAGUGCUUGUUGUAACUGUAUUAUAGAGGAUACUUUGAAUUAUUGAUUGAAUGUUGGUAAUAUUUUGUAUGUAUAGGAACAUAACAGUAGGGAUAAUUUUUAUUUAAGUCGGAUUGGAGGGUAGGUAGGCAUCAGUGCAAAAGGCAAUGAUAAAUGUUUUUUCGCCCCCUCUGAAGCAGCCAGCUUUAUUCUACCACACUGCCAGAAUGUGGAACUUUGUACAUAAAAGACGUUAGCUAAGGAAUUCAUGUAGUGAUACCUUCUGUUGACUAUGUGUAACGUCGCUGUAAAUAUAUAUUAGUUCUCGGAAAUUGUGCUACGGAACAUCGCCACACCCUCUCUUGGUACUGCCAGAAAGAAGUUAGGGAUUCGGAUGAACUUUCUGUUUUGGGAAUUUCCGAGUAAUGAAGUUUUAGCCAUUAGUAUUUUAUUUAUACAAAUAUAUAUGUAUAAAGUAAGAUUUAAGAUGUGUGUAGGUUUCCUUCUGUAGAUUGGGGUUUAUGAGUGAACCAAGAGAAGAGAAAUAUAUACGAAUUUGACUUAGUGUGAAAGCUGAUAAUUAAUUUAAACUGUUGAUUGUCCUUUUUUUCAAUCGAUCACUGCCAUCUAAAAACUGCCAUCUAUUUUGUGUGUUUUAAUCAGUGGCAAAAACACAUAAAUAUUUUAUGCAAUACAGUUUUGUUCUCCGAGUGGCAUGAAUUAUGUUUUGUAAGCCCAGAAUCACUGCCGAGUCGUGUUGUAGAAAUUUGUAGUCUAUCUUCACCAUAGAGGGUCUAAACACAUUGUUAACGUGUGUUAUUUUCACACCUGCUUCAGUGUUUUGAUCUGUGCCAUAAUUUAUAUGAUUUUUAACAUAAUGAAAGCUACUGCUAGCGUAGAUUUGGUCGUUAAAAUAAUUUAUUUGCCACAAGAAAUUUUGUGAUACUAAAUAUUCCACCCAAAUUUUUUACUUAGCUCAAUUCAUUAUUGAUCUCCUAUUGUAAUGUUUAUCAAGCAUUUUAUCGCAAGUAUUUGUGCUGUCCAUAUUUUGCCUUGGAAUCUUUCUUUCUGUGAAUGCCUGUGUCGCAAUGUCACUGCUGAUAGCUUUGUUGAUGAUUUUGUUUUUGAUAUUGUGUUGGUACUUGGAAAUUUAUUAUUGUUACAGAAUUUUGUUUACUCUCACUAAGUAAGUGAAAUAAAUAGGUCUUCAAAAACAUGAACUUAUGUUGCUACUAAUACUGAGUUAAUAUGAAAGUAAAACUUUUCCUUCAAAAACUUUAAAUUUUUUAUUUACGUGAUUAUAUUACUUCUCAAUUUCAUUUUUGUGAAUGUACAGUAAGUACUGUGUGAACAGUAUCAUGCUGUUUUCCUAGUCAUAAAUACUGAGGUCAUUUCUUUGUGGCAGCUUUUUUUUUAUAGAAAUUCCUUGUAAAAGAAUGAGGUUUUAUUACUUGUAAUUUAAUUUAAUUUUUGAUUCUUUAAUAGUAAACAUCAUGUUUUCUAUCUCUCAGAAUUAAUUAUUAUAAAUUUUUUUGUGAAGGUAUUCUCUAUAGUUUCCCAGAAUUUGUUUCCUGUUUUGCACAAUACUAAUAUAUUUUUAAAAAGUUGUAUUAUUAUUUUGCUCCAAUCUAUUGCUGGGAAGAUUCCAGUAUUAAAUAUCUAAGGGUAGACCGGGAGAAAUGACUUAUUUACCUAUUUUACGAUCGUAGUGGCAACAAUCUCUUGCUGUAAUAUGUAAUGCAUUUUUAGGAUUUAUUAUUUAUAUGGCAUUCGUUGUUGUUGAUCUCGUUAAUUUUUAGUCAACGUUACUUGGAUCAGCUUGUCAUGAGGGAUGAUCGGGAUUGGAAAAACGCGGACUGGGUAGGCUGGACGUAUGGUCAGAGGGCUAAGUUUCUGUCAUAAGUGGUGCGCAGAUACAAGGACAGACAUGUCAUUGAGGUUAGGACAGAAACCGGUUUUAAAAUGAGCUUGUAGUCUCCUGGUAGAAAUUUAUUAUUGUGUUCAAUAAUUGUCGGAAAGUAUGUGUUUACUUUCUGCAAUUUGCUUAGACAGUUCUCAUUUUGUGUAAUGUGUCAAAAUUUUCAAAAGAGAAUUAUAUUAAAUCUCUUUGAGGUUUUCAUAUAACUGUAAAGCUCUCUAUAUGUGGAAGUUAGACUUGAGUACUUCUCAUUCUUAAUUUAAAAAUAGUUUGUUGACAUAGAAGCCAUAGUGCUUAUUUCAUAGUUGGAAUUUCAAUGUCUGUCUUUGUAUUUGUGUGUCGUAUUGUCUACUCUAGUGCCUUUGCAUAAUUCUUGAUAAAAAAAAUUACAAAUGUAAAUAUGUAGACUUUGGGUGAAAAAAUAAAAAUAUGCCACUGUGAAUGAUAAAAAAAAACUCUAGUUUUGACAUAUCUGACAUUGAAUAGCGGUGGUUCGUUCGAUAAUCGCAAUAUCAAAAAAGUUAUUUUUUGUAACGUUGGAAUACUAUUUGUGAUGUUGAAUACUUGUCAGAAAUAUGAGAACAUACCAAAACCAUUCAGUUUACUUUGUUGACUUUAAUUUAUGAUUGAGCACCUAUAGCUCUCGAAUUGUUUUAUAAAGUUUUUAUUGUGACAAAAUUGCAAUUUUUGCAGUGUGUUUUUUGUAUGUUUUUUUUUAUAGAAAGUUAAAUUGAAUGAUGUAAACUUGUAAUUUGUUUUGUACUCAAUAUUAUUAGGGCUUUCUGGUUUUCAGGGAGAAAGUAAUUUGUAAGAAAGACUUAUUGUGUUUGGUUGUUCUUUAGUGCAAAUUUUAUCUGUAGAUGUACGACUGGAGAUCGUGCAGUUUUAGGUAACUUGCAGACAGUGAAAUUAGAAUAGUUUCACUUACGUCUUUUGUUUUAUUCCUAAUAAUGUUAUUGGCAAGAAAUAAAUUAAGUGUAGUUUAAUUCCAAAGUUAUUCAGCUUCAGCUUUGUGUAGAGAAAUUUUUUUGUGUGCAAGUUUUUACACCUUGCAAUCCAGGUGAUUAAAAUAUGAGAAUUUAAAACACAGUAAAUUUUUAUGACAGUCAUGUGAAAAUAAUUUUGUAAAUUUUUGAGUGAGCUUUUACUUUUGUGUAAGCUAGUUCUCGACUAGAAAAAGACUGGACUGGGUAUAAAAUUAAAUUUUGCUUGUUGUCACAUUGGUGUUAAAGAGGUGUUGUAUGAAAAGCUAAUAAAUUUAAAUGUGUCAAUUGCAAGCAUUUUUAUUAUUAUGUAAUCUUUGAUAGCCUUCUCAUUUGGAGUGAAUUUUUAGCAUUUGAAAAGUGAAAAGUAAAAAAAAAGGAAAAUAGAAAAAAAAAAGCUUUACAUGUUCGGUGUUUGGAGUUUGAUGCUUGGACAUCUUUUUGCUGAAUUAUUAAAAUUUGUUAAAUAAAUAACGAUGGAGAUGAACGAAAAUUGUGUACAUGUUUUGAAAACUGGAAAGUCUACAACAUUUGUUACAUGUGACAAUUAUGGUGUGAAGUGACACUGAAUAUUGACAGAACAUGUGGUUGCUCUGUCAGGAUUGUAUGAGGAUGAGCUUUGCAAGCGUUCGCUGUUCCUGGUAUAAGAUACACCCUGGCUGACAGCAAGCACAUUCAAUGCCCUGUGAUCAGCUCAGCAGCAAACAAACAAUAACGUAAACCUCUGUUUCUUUCCUGCCUAAAGUGUUGGAAAUUUCUGUCCCAUUUAAAUAGCCUUGGGGGGAAGGGGGGGGGAAUAAAGUAACUUUUGUAAUUUAAUUCAUAGUUGUGUAAUUUUGUGGAUCUUGUUUUAACACGUACAAUAUUGAUUUUUUUGAAAUUUUGCCCAUUACCUGAAAUGUUAAUAAUUGUAGUGAUGGGAGAAAAAAAAAUCAAAGGCUGGUAACAACUUCGAUAAUCUUAUAAAUAAUGUUGUAAUUGAAUUAAAACUGGACAGGUCAAUAAAACAUUUUGCAGUAAAUUUGACCGAGUGAUUUUAAGCCGAUUUUGGCCUUGAUUUUAGUUUUAUUAUACUUAGUUACUCAACAUUUGGAGAAAUGUAAUCAUCAGUUUUAUUUUAUUGUUCUGUAUGUACAGUUUAUUUUAAAAACUGUUUUAUCCAUUUUUUAUAUUCAGAUAUUUGAAUGUUAUUUAUUACAUAAAACUGCAAUCUUUUUGCUUAAUUAUAAAUUAUUAUGAAACUUUUUAAAAUAUGGGCUUGUUUUGAAAUGGCUAGGGACUUGCUGUUUGCUAUAGAGUAAAAUUUAAUUACAACAUGCCUAAAACCCACAGUUUUGGUUCUUAAUAAAGUAAGUAGGUACUCUAUACUCAACAGGUUAAUAAAUGUAAUACAUCUUGUAGGUAUCUAAAACCAUUUAAUUUAAAUUGAGUUAUGAGGUAACAUCCAGGCAUGUCUCCACAAUGUCAUUUUAUUAGUCUUGCUUGGUCAUGGUGUCUCUUAUAAAUGAGUGCAGGAAGAUAUGAACAUGACACUAAUUUUGUUCUGAAAAACUAAAAGAUAGAACAUUCUAAUGGUUUUUGGAAGAAUUUUUAUGAUUUGUUUUGGUAAAAGUAGUAAGAUAGUAAAAAAAAAAAUUUUGUACAUACAUGUUUAAUAUGUAGAUUUUUUUGGAAAAAAAAAUAUUUUUGUGUGUUGAAUAAAGGGUUGUAGAAAUUUCUUAGUGAAUUUGGUCAUGAAUAGCAUAUGUGUAAAAACAUGUACUGUGUUGUAUAGUUUCCUUUCUGAAUAAUAUUAUUAUGUGAAACUGAAUUUUAAAACUUGGUUUAUUUCAUUUAAAUCUUUUUUUUUUUUUCAAAUGGGGAAAGUGACAGUUAAUAAAUUUGGAGACUUUUUGGCAGCAAAAUGCAGAGCCUUAAACUGCCGUGUCCAGAAGCUCAGGGACUGCAGAGUGCGUAAUAACUGGUCAGCAAGUGUCCCACUCAAGAACAGAUCCAUACCAGACACAUUACAAGAAUUAUUAUUUUUUUUUUUAUUUUUUUUGUGUGUAUGUGUGUGUGUGCGCAGACAGUAAAAAAUAACAUUUGUUUUAUUUUAGGUUGAUUUUUUUUUUUGUGCGACUGGUAUUAAGUGCGUAUGUUAACAAUGACUGUUUGUUGAAAAAGUGGUGAAAUAUACUGUAACAAAGUG